GAAAGUAAUGCGACUCUCUUUGAACACGGCCAUAAGGCUCAAGGCCAAGGCGCCUCAUCUCCUUCACUCGCUCUACCUACCCGCUGCCAACACCGCGCUACCGUUUCGAAACGUUGCGACUCACUCGAAAGCAACAACUCUAACUCUAACUGCAAAAACCAGAGCCUUUCUUCCGUCGCCUUUUCUUACCUGCGGGGCUGCCAUGGCGACCGCCGCGUGCGUUCAAGUGAAGGAACAGAUUGAGUUGACGGAAACGGAAAAGAAGAUUUUCGAUAGGCUUUUGAACACUCUUCGCUAUUUCAAUCUCCAAACUCAGCUUCGAGUUGCUGGUGGGUGGGUCCGGGAUAAGCUUCUUGGCAAAGAAUGUUAUGACAUUGAUAUUGCACUUGACAAUAUGUUGGGCAGUGAAUUUGUUGAUAAGGUUCGGGAGUAUUUGUCAUCUACAGGGGAAGAGGCACAAGGGCUUGCUGUCAUUCCAAGUAAUCCUGAGCAGUCUAAGCACUUAGAAACAGCAAGGAUGCGCCUUUUUGAUUUAUGGAUUGAUUUUGUGAACUUAAGGUGUGAAGACUACAGCGAGAAUAGCCGCAUCCCUACAAUGAAAUUUGGUACUGCCGAGGAGGAUGCAUAUCGAAGAGAUUUAACCAUUAAUAGCUUGUUCUACAAUAUUAACACCAACUUAGUUGAAGACUUCACUAAAAAAGGGAUUGAGGAUCUAAAAUUUGGAAGGAUAGUGACUCCAUUACCUCCAAAGGAAACGUUUUUGGAUGAUCCCCUACGGGUUCUUCGAGCUAUUCGUUUCGGUGCAAGGUUUGGUUUUGCUUUGGAUGAAGAAUUAAAGAAAGCUGCUUCUUGUGAUGAUGUAAAAACAGCUCUUGCAGCUAAAAUUAGCAGAGAGCGCAUCGGAACUGAAAUUGAUCUGAUGAUCUCUGGCAAUCAACCUGUUAAAGCAAUUGACUACAUUUGUGAUUUGACAUUAUUUUGGGUUGUUUUCAAUCUCCCUCUGCAGGUUGAGCCUGCUGUAUCAGAAGAAUGCUAUAGGCUUUCUGCUGCUUAUUUGGAUGCUACAUGGAAACUUAUCGAACUUAUUGGAUGCUCCAGCUUUAAUGAUGAACAGAGAAGGCUGUCUUUGUAUUCUGCUUUAUUUCUGCCAUUGCGCAAUGCCACAUAUAAGGAUCAAAAAGCUAAAAAGAUUCCUGCUGUCAACUACAUUUUCAAGGAUUCUCUUAAGCGAAAAGCUAGUGAUGCUGAAACGGUUAUAAAAGUCCACAAGUCGUUGGACAAAUUCUUAUCUUUGAUUCCUUGUCUUUUAUCAAAUGAUGAUAUGCAGCUCGUUAAGGUUGAUUGGGGACAAGAAUUUGUCGAUGUCCCUGUUAGUUCAAAACUGCGGGUACUGACAGGGUUUCUUCUCAAAGAAAUUAAAGAUUUUUGGCGAGUUGCUUUGUUGAUGUCUACAUUGCUAUAUCCCGCUGGUAUUGAUUGCACUCAAGAUGAUAGAGACAAGCACUUUCAACUGGAUAAAAGAAAAGACCUUUUUGUGUCAGUUCAGAAUGCCAUCGUUAAGUUAGGUCUUGAGAAAGCUUGGGAUAUAAAACCAUUGGUUAAUGGGAAGGAUAUCAUGAAUGUUUUGCAGCUUAAAGUUGGAGGGCCUCUUGUUAGUGAAUGGCAACAAAAAGUUCUCACAUGGCAGCUGGCACAUCCGUCCGGGACUGCAGAGGAAUGCCUUGAUUGGAUGAGGGAAACACAUUCGAAGCGCAUAAAGAUUAAGUAACAGACUGGUUGCCGGACAUUUUUCCUUCAGCCCUAGAUUAUCAUAACAGGGGGUUGGUAUACUUUUCUGAUCACCCACUGUUCUGAACAUCUUGGAGCUCGAUUACCGUCUGAGCAAAACUGUCUUGAAAUUUUGGGUGUCGACUCAAGCUUCGAAAACGAAGCUGAAAAGCAUUGCUGGAGCAACAUGAUGUUCAGGGUAGAUGCAUAAGCAUUUUGUCUACAUUUACUUCAACAAAGUAGCAUGUUCAUUACGUAAAAGUAUUGUAGGAAAUUGGAGUUAGGUUUGAUGAGUGUGAUAGGCACAAAGGCAUGGGAUGCAAUAACAUACAUCUUACUAAGUUAGUGGUGUAGUUGAUCAUCCUCUCUGUUUCCUUAAUAACCACUUCACAUAUAUUUAUGAAGAUCAAUAAGAGUCCGAGGGUGUACUCCUUUUCUUUUU
This is a messenger RNA of Theobroma umbraticum, 2209 nucleotides long. Its product is annotated as tRNA nucleotidyltransferase cca2-like. Gene Ontology annotation, molecular function: ATP:3'-cytidine-cytidine-tRNA adenylyltransferase activity; CC tRNA cytidylyltransferase activity; RNA binding. NCBI's taxonomy places the organism in Eukaryota, Viridiplantae, Streptophyta, Magnoliopsida, Malvales, Malvaceae. Gene Ontology annotation, biological process: tRNA 3'-terminal CCA addition. The record is from RefSeq and is a predicted model, not a curated record.